CCAAUCACUGUAUUCACACAUUUGUUUGUUGUGUUUAUUAUUUAAUAAAUUAGCCGUCAAUUGAAUCGUCGGUUUCAAGUUUGUGACCAAUCAAUCAAUCGGCGGACAACACACACACACACAUACACACCAUGCGAUUGACAUUACUGUUGCGGUCAUUCAGACCCGAAUAUGUCGGUCCGAUACCGAAAUUUCCGGGAAAUGCACAGACCGGUAAGCACCGGUAUGUACCGAAAGUGACGUUAGGCAAGAAGUUAUCGUUGUUCAUACAGAUGAAACACGAGGAACAAGUGAUUAAAUACCUGAGCAAACCGUACGUCACUGAGCAACAAGAAAACGCAUACUUGGCCUCAAUCGGUCGCAAGCGGCCACAGUAUUGGGACGAUUUUCUUAGGCGACCAAUAGAGAGACCACUCAAACAGUACUAUGCGGCCGAUUAUCUCCAGAAGAUUGAUUACUCCAGAAGUUUUGAGAUCGAAGAAUAGAUUUUUUAGAUUUAACCGAUAGACCCAUUGAUUGAUUGAUUGAUUGAUUAGUCAUUUAUUAUAUAUAUAAUUAUUUUAUUUCCUA
Molecule: messenger RNA, 570 nt
Organism: Oppia nitens
Lineage: Eukaryota; Metazoa; Arthropoda; Arachnida; Sarcoptiformes; Oppiidae
Exons: 3
Coding region: 132-485 (117 amino acids)
Cellular component (GO): mitochondrial ribosome
Source: RefSeq, a predicted model, not a curated record